CAAAUUAUUAAGUUAAUCUCUUUCAUCUUAUAAUUUUGUUUAAGCGUGGCAAUCUAAAAGGAAAGAUAACUUAUAUCUUUUUGAUUGUAGAUCGCCUUACCAUCGGGGUUCUAGAACUCUAUUCAAAACCAUGAGAACUGAAGUAUUUUUUGAUAAAAUUUAGCAUUCAAUAUAAGGUUUCCUUUCAGCGAUUCAUGACGGAAAUAUCAGAAACAAGGGACCAAUAAUCAGAAAUGGUGUGAUGACUAUAAUCUCAUGAAUAUGAGUUUAUCUGAAAGUCUGUUUCAAAGAGCCAAAGUGGCGCACAUGGCUUCCAGAUACGCGGAUGUGGUGCGUAGUGUAAAACAAAUGAUAGAGAAUGACAUUAUGCUCCCAGUUGAAGUGAUAGACAUGAUGCAGAUUGCUUACAAAGCCCUCGUAGUAAAAUGUCAAAAUCAAAUACGCAACAUUGAGAAGUGCAGUGAGGACAGUCGAGAGAUGGCAAGACUCAAGAACAGCAAAAUCUUCGAUUUGAAACAAAAAAUACGUAAUUUAUGCGUAUCCGUAUUUACGAUAAUAAGCGACAAGGUACUACCAUUCCAACAAUCUACAGAUAUUCGAAUGGUCUGCUAUAAAAUAAAUGGAGAUUUCAACAAUUUAUUGUCACGUAACGUUGGUUAUAUGGGAUGGAGUCUUCGCAUCAAUGAAACAAUUGAAGCCUAUAAUACAGCUUUAAAAUUGUCAAAGCGCAUUUCAGAUUUCAAUAAAGAUAAAGAAAUGCUCAUUUUAAAUUAUUCUUCAUAUAAGUGGCAUAUUCUCAAAGACAAGACUGGUGCUAUUAAUAUAGCUCAAGAAGGACUUUCAGACGCACUUGACUUAAAGAAACGCAUAAAUUCUAAACAGCUGUCACUGCUUAAUAUAUUCAUAAAAGAACUGCAACGUAAAUUAACCAUAUGGGGAAAUUUUCAAAUGUCUAAAGAUAUGCGUUAUUUAACUUCUGGUGAAAGUGGACUAAAACGAGCAAAUGUUGACCAGCAGAAUACAACUCCAUGAAAUCCGAUCAGCACUCUUAAGUUUAAAAUUAAUUAAAUUCAAAAGAUUGUAUGAAAAUAUCUACAUAUUUGUAUUUAUUUAUAU
Molecule: messenger RNA, 1116 nt
Organism: Teleopsis dalmanni
Lineage: Eukaryota; Metazoa; Arthropoda; Insecta; Diptera; Diopsidae
Product: 14-3-3 protein zeta-like
Exons: 3
Coding region: 256-1032 (258 amino acids)
Biological process (GO): signal transduction
Cellular component (GO): cytoplasm
Source: RefSeq, a predicted model, not a curated record